Symbiodinium natans is the source of this 1620-nucleotide messenger RNA. The record is from the annotation of a GenBank genome assembly. NCBI's taxonomy places the organism in Eukaryota, Dinophyceae, Suessiales, Symbiodiniaceae.
AUGUUCGACUUCGAUGACAUCGAAGCAGACGUCGAGCGCCAGGGAGCAGAGGCCUGGAAGGAGGCGGAGGCGCCGAGUGCAGCGCCCAGCGGCGCAGCCUUCGCGCACCGCCGGCCGGGCGCAGCGCCCAUCGAGGUCACCAAGAAGGUCAUCAUCCGUGGAGUUGCCGACGCGCCUGAGCUGGAGGGCAAGAUCGGCGAGAUCAUGUCCUUCGAUGCGGGCAGGUACAGCGUCAAGGUGAUGAACCUGAGUGGUCCCGGUGGCUACGUCCCCGGCGCCGCGGUGAACCAGGGAUCGCACAUGAAGACUUUGCUACCGGAGAACCUGGAGCUGCACCCGGACCAGGUGGAAAAGGAUCGGCAGGCUGCCGAAGACGGCGCGAUCGUCCUCCUCGGUGGCAACGAGGCCGAGAGGGCCGCCCGCGAGGCACUCUACUCCCUGCGGAUGGACCCGCAGCACUUCUUUGACAAGGCCGUGGAGCGGAUCCUGGCAGCAAGAAAUGAGUUCGAGGUCCUGAACCUUGAGGCGAAGUGGUACGGGAACGACAUGACGACCAUUAAGAGGGCCUACCGACGGAUCAGCGUUGGCAUCCACCCGGACAAGAACGCGCACCCACAGGCAGUCGACUGCUUCAGGAAGGUUUACGGUGCCUUUGAGACCUUGAUGGACAAGAAGCAGCAGUGGCGCUUGCUCUUCAUCCUCAACAAGCUCAAGGAUGACGAGGUGAACCUUUACGAGCUCGAGGCGGAGGAGGACGAGCGCUUCGAGUGGUGGCUGGAAGCGAAUGUUCCCGAAAUCGAGAAGCAGGCGGCGGAGAUUGAGGGAGGGGAGUUUGAGGAAAUUGGCGAGAAGUGGAUCUCUGACGGCACUGGCGGCAAUGUCAACGACGUGCGGUGGGCAGGCAUGGCCGAGAGUUUGCGACUCCACGCGGAGGACAAGGCCGUCUUCAUCGACUGCAGGGAGCGGUUUGAGUAUGAGAUCGAGCACAUCGAUGGCGCUUUCAACAUCCCCAUGCGCGAGUUCGUGGAUUUUGGCCUCGCGGGCGUGGCGGGGCCCUGGGUGAAGGAGGUGCUCAGAAGAAAAGACCAGCCGGUCAUCAUCUACAGCGAGGUGGCGACGCCCUUCUCGCGCUGCCGGGCCAUGAAGUCGCUCCCCGCCGAGAGACUGCGGCGGCUGCGGGGUGGCAUGUUUGGGUGGCGGCACAAGAAGGGAAAGAUCGUCCUUGCCAUCAAGGACAUCACGCCAGAGCAGAAGGAAGGGGAACCCAUGAAGGCAGCCUUGUAUCGGGCCACUGCCAAGCAGAUCGGUGCUCUCAAGCCCGGGAUGGAGGUGAACCUCCGCGUGCGGGUGAAGUGGUUCGAGGAGAAGUGCAGCCUCUUGGGUGGGAAGAAGGCGCCCGCCGCCAUGCUGCACGACUCCUCCGGCGGCGUGCUGACACUUCUGACGACCCCGGAGCAGGUCGCGGCUUGUCGCGAUGAUGGCCACCUCGUGGCAAAACUCGGGCCGGAAGCAAAGCUGGAGAAGAGCGACCGGGAGUUUACCUUCGGCUUCGAGGCCAAGAACGUGUCGGAAGACGUGCGCGCUCCGGACGGCGAAGACGAGGGCGAGGAAGCGGGCUAG